Molecule: messenger RNA, 1822 nt
Organism: Quercus robur (English oak)
Lineage: Eukaryota; Viridiplantae; Streptophyta; Magnoliopsida; Fagales; Fagaceae
Product: ethylene-responsive transcription factor ERF118-like
Exons: 3
Coding region: 498-1517 (339 amino acids)
Biological process (GO): regulation of DNA-templated transcription
Molecular function (GO): DNA binding; DNA-binding transcription factor activity
Source: RefSeq, a predicted model, not a curated record
AAUCAAAUUUAAAACCAGUAGAACUAGAACCAAACCAAGGCCAAAUAGGGCCAUAGGCUUAGGACAAUGGUCUUCCAAAGCGCUUUGUGACUUCGCUUAAAGGCCCCCUUCCUUCAUAGUUCCCUUUGUACCUUUCCUCCUAAGGAAAGCUGAAGAGAAUAGAGAGACAGAGUUCAAGAAGAGGAGAGAGAGAGAGAGAGAGAGAGAGAGAGAAAUCAAGAAGAGGAAAGAGAGAGAAAAGAAACUCUACUGAGAAGAGAAAUCACUCACCGACUUGGUGAAGGCUCCCAAUAGAGACAAAGAGCAGUGUGAAGCAGAGGACAUAAUUAUGUCGAUUGAGUUUGAUGUGCUAUAUGGAGCUCUGAAUCAGCCUCUGCCUUUAUCACAUUCCUCUGGUUCUUGAUCACCUUUUGCAUUCAAUCUUGGUGUCAUGCUCAGACCCUGAAACAGACUUCCCCAACUUUUUCCGUGCUAUUAAGAUCAAAACGGGGUUCUAAAUGGCUGACCGCAAAAAGAAUGUACGAUUAAACCAAGACAACAAUUGUUACACAUCGAAGAAAAACUCUAUGAGGAAAAUUCGUAUCAUAUACUCUGAUCCUUAUGCCACUGAAUCUUCAAGUGAUGAUGAAGAAGAAAAAUAUGAGUUUAAACAUGAGUCAAUGGGUGGUAAGCGCAAUGUCAAGGAGAUUUUUCUUCCGGGACCCCAACAUGAUUCAUAUACAGAUACUUGUCCACAACACAAUUCAGAUAAAUGCAAACAAAAAAUUAGUAUUAGUAAUCAGCUCUGCAAAGAUAUGGAAGUUGGUGAGACUAGUGCUAGUAAUGAGUUUAUUUAUAAAAAUAAAGUUGGAAGAUCAUCUUCUAUCUACAAGGGUGUUCGGUUAAGGUCAUCGGGGAAGUAUGGCUCGGAGAUUACUGACCCAAUUGAAGGUUGUCGAGUGUGGCUAGGCACUUUUAAUACUGAGAUUGAGGCUGCUUUGGCUUAUAAGAAAAGGAGUCUUGAGUUUGAAAGAUUGCAAUGGUUAGAGAAGAAUAAGAAUUCGCUAUCGACUGAUGUGAAUGCCAUAUCCGAAGAGUGUAAAGAUUUGUUUUCUCAUCCGUUCUCCCCAUCAUCUGUGCUUGAGGUCUCUACGCCAGCUAUACUUGGUAAUGGAAUUGGAUAUUCAAUCAAAGAAGAAAACAGUGAGGAACCAAUUCAAUUUGGCUCUACUGCAGCUCUAGUUGGUAAUGGAAUUGGAUAUUCAAUCAAAGAAGAAAACAAUGAGGAACCAAUUCAAUAUGGCUCUACUGCAGCUCUGGUUGGUAAUGGAAUUGGAAAUUCAAUCAAAGAAGAAGGCAGUGUGGACACAAAUCUAGAAGAAGAACAAUCGUUUUUGGAUUUUAUGGAUGACAUUGAUGCUUAUCCUACUCUUGGCGAUGAAUGUGGUGAGGAAUAUGCUCUUCCUCCUUUCGAUUUUGAAUUUGCUACAAGGGACUUUUCUUGGAUUGAUAAGGUCCUAAAUCUUGCAAGCCCAUAAUUUCUGCUGUUCUUUCCUACCUUUCUUCCAAAACAUUUUGCAGGUAGGAAGUAGUAGUAAUUAUUCUUCAUAUUUAGUAAAUAUCUUCAAAACAUUUUUGCAGAGUUUUGGAGGUUUUUGUCAUCUUUGUUAGGGAGGAAGAGAGAGUUCUUGGGUUUCUCUCUGUGCUUUUAUAGCUGUCCAAAAGUUUUUAAGCUCUCAAGUAGUCUCAACCACUGCUCUCACUCCCAUAUAUUAGUUGUUUGUAAGAGUACACCUUUUAUUAUUUUUGAUAAGUAAAAGCGAACUUGUUUUUAACGAGCAAA